UCGGCGCUGUAGUCGUACGAAACUGGUCAAAAGAGUGUUGUUUUUUUUUCUUGUUUAACACGAUCAUCAUCAUUCGUACACACAGUUGUCACAACAAGAAACAGAGUGAAAUGAGAAAACAAAGUGUAUAGACAAGCUCAGUUUUUAAUUAUUUUAACACAUUCGAUUUGUUUGUUUUCUGAAUGAAACACACUUGGAAUUUCUAGAUCGGCAAUAUGUCGAAUAAAUUUAAUGGUUUUACAGUGGAUGAAAUUCACAAAAUUAACACAAAAACCGAACACGUUAAACGGUCAAAUGGAGGGACAGUGCGCAAGCAUACAACAAAAAAACUGAAUGGAGACACAAAAUCAGCCGAUCGAAUUGCCAAAAGUGAUAUAAAUCAAAAUAAUGCAAUUAAAAAUGCAACGUCAGCAAACGAUACAAAUUUAUCGGAGUCAACAAUUCAAGCAUUUCACGAUGCAAUGCAUUUUAAACCUUUGUCACAGACACGUAGCACAAACGAUAUGGAUACUGCACACGACAAUUUAAAUACCGAUCAUGACGCAAUAAAUUCAGAUCAACAAGUUGAAAAUACCGCCGAUAAUAUGGUAAAUAAUAAUUGUGCGAACCAAAACACGGAAUACGAUUUAAAUGAUCGCGCAACAUUAUUCCAAGGAAUUUCACUGAAAGAUUUUGAAAAGCAUCACAAAUUAAUGAAAGAAUCAAACUUGGAGAAACGUAGACUACUCAGCAAUGCAAUCGAACAACGUUUUGAACAGUCCAUAGCCGAAGCAACAAAAAUUGCCAAAAUUCGUGAAGAACUUGAUAAACUGGAUCAAGAACUGGCCGCCGAUGUUGAAAUACUGCGCAAAGAAAUUGAAGCCGUUACGUUACAGUAUACAGCAACAAAGGAGUCCUAUCAUCAAAUUGAAUCACAAUUCUUAACGGCAAAAUUGAAUUUGCAUCACAUUUCCGAAAAAAAGGAAAUGCUUACAGAGCAUUUGUGUACAAUCAUUUCGCAUAAUGAGGAUCGCAAAGCGAAAAAAUUAUCCGAAUUAUUAGACAAGGUUGGCCUAGACGCAGGCUCCGACUCAAGUGCAAAUGGAAUUCACAACGAUAAAACGUGACUCCCAUUUUAUAUUAACUCAAUUUAUUUAAGACUAAUUUUUUUCAUUCGAAAACAACGACGCCGGCUAAAUUGAUGUUAGUUAACAUUUCAACAGCAAUCGUAGUAAAAAUUAAUAUAGCAAUAACCAAAAGUACGGAUCGUACAACAACUAAAAAUGUUCGUCGACUUUAUGUUUAAUGUUUAUACUAAAUAUUAAUGAACAAAAUAAAUGACACUCAAUUUAAAUCUAA
This is a messenger RNA of Contarinia nasturtii (swede midge), 1338 nucleotides long. RefSeq names its product RAB6-interacting golgin (gene Gorab). NCBI's taxonomy places the organism in Eukaryota, Metazoa, Arthropoda, Insecta, Diptera, Cecidomyiidae. The transcript has 4 exons. The record is from RefSeq and is a predicted model, not a curated record. The coding region runs from base 216 to 1106 and encodes 296 amino acids. Gene Ontology annotation, biological process: non-motile cilium assembly.